Punica granatum (pomegranate) is the source of this 396-nucleotide messenger RNA. The record is from RefSeq and is a predicted model, not a curated record. NCBI's taxonomy places the organism in Eukaryota, Viridiplantae, Streptophyta, Magnoliopsida, Myrtales, Lythraceae.
AUGCUCAGUAUUAUCAACAAGAAUCAGCAAGCUGAGGCAGCAGCAGAUGCUCUUUGUGCUGAUUAUAUAGUGCAUAUUAUGCAUGGCAGGCAUUUGAUGGGAGAUUCUUUGAGUGCCCUUUCUGUGAAGGAACUGAAGCAGCUCGAGAACAGGCUCGAGCGCGGAAUCACCAGAAUUAGGUCCAAGAAGGGUCGAAUGCUGCUUGAUGAGAUUGAGUACUUGCAGAAAAAAAAGAUUGAGAUGGAAAAUGAAACUGUGUACCUUUGCACCAAGAUAGUUGAGAUAGAGAGAAUGGAGCAGGCGAACAUGGUUCCGGGCCAGGAGAUGAAUGCGAUUCAGGUGUUGGCUUCCCGCAAUUUCUUCCCUCCCAAUAUGUUGGAGGGUGGAAAUUUCUAC